This is a messenger RNA of Darwinula stevensoni, 1263 nucleotides long. NCBI's taxonomy places the organism in Eukaryota, Metazoa, Arthropoda, Ostracoda, Podocopida, Darwinulidae. The record is from the annotation of a GenBank genome assembly.
AUGGAUGCUUUUACUCUGCGAGGGGCUGGUUGUCUUUCAGGACUUCUCUUGUUGGUGCAGAUGGAGAAUGGUGCGCUAAUAUUCCUUUUCCUCUGGUUGGGUUGCCUCCUUUCCGCUUCCGUAUGCCAGGAAUGCGGCGGAGUGCUCACAGAUCCCUCCGGCGACAUCACGUCUCCCAACUACCCAGAUUCCUAUCCUCCCAACUCCAAUUGCCAUUGGGAAAUCUACGCCCCGAGUAUGAAAAAUAUCAUCGUCGUCUUCAACGAAUUCAAUCUGGAGGAUACCGUCGACUGUUUCUCUGGCGAUUUCCUCUCCAUCACCGACCCCAACGGAGAUUCCAGCUUAUUCUGCGGGCAGGAUCACCCCUGGACGGUCGAGUCCGUCGGGAACAGCCUCGUCGUCUCCUUCGUCUCAGAUUCCGACGACGAACUGGGACUCAAGUUCAGCCUGAGCUACGUGACUCCGUCCGUAUGCGAAGCGGGGUGGCACGAAUUCGGAGGGCGUUGUUACUUUUUCUCGGGUGAGGAAGUGACCUUCGACGAUGCCCGGAUGGAUUGUGAAGCCAGAAACGCACAAAUGACAAGCAUUCACUCCAAGCAGGAACAGCUGUUCGUGCAGGAGAGAGCAAAGACACCCACUGUUUGGAUUGGAGCCACGACCACAGGAAUGCUAUACGAGGAUCCUCUUGCCUUCGAAUUCCUCGAUGGAACCAGGAACGAUUAUCAUAAUGUAUGGCCCUUUGAGGCAUACCGGCCUGGUGGCUGUGCGUCUGAUUGUGGGAUGCUCUUGGUGCCAGAUCGGUGGGUGAACCGACCCUGUUCGAUCAGCAGGCCGGUGAUAUGCGAGUCGACCCUGGAGAACGGCGAGGACUGGUUCUGCUACGACGACCCGUUUCAGUGCUUCCACGUCUCCACUGAAGCAUUCGAUUUCGACACGGCCAGGUCUUACUGUCUUCAAUAUCCCGGUGUCGACAUCCUUUCCAUCGGGGACGACGAAUGGAAGCAAGUGCUCGCGGGACAAUCCUUCGAACACAACGAUUUUCUGCCUCAUCCCCUGCCGAGAUCGAGGGAGUUCUGGAUCGGAUUGAGGAAAGGAGUCGCUGGGGACUGGAUGUGGGUGGACGGGUCUCCCUUCGACCUGGACCGGUGGGAAUACGGAAGCCCCGCCGAGGAGGGCGGGGAAUGCGCCGUGGUGACGACGUCCUCUUGGGAGGACCUCGAUAAAGCGGAGUUUGCGUCCUACGUCUGCAAGAAGUCGCCAUGA